UCUCUCCCUCCAAAUAUUUAAACCUUAACAACCUUUCUUCAUCAAAUUCUCAUCUCCCAUUUCCUCCUUCAACCACUUCCCCACAGCCGAUCGCCACCGUCCGCCGCCGCUAUUCUGAUCACAAUGGCUCCAAUCGACCCCCACUCCUACACCGACUCCACCCACCCCCUCACCACCCACAUCUCCCUCUCCUUCUACUUCGACUUCCCCUCCUCCACCAUCUCCUCCUCCGCCCUCAUCUCCCUCUCCACCCCCCACUCCGGCCCCCUCAUCCUCGACACCCGCUCCCUCUCCAUCUCCGCCGCCAUCGACCCCGUCCCGCCUCUCCCGAUCCCCUUCUCCCUCUCCCCCUCCCCGGACCCCAUCCUCGGCCAGUCCCUCACCCUCACCCUCUCCAACCAGUCCCACCUCCUGAUCCUCUCCAAAACGGCGCCGUCCGCCUCCGCCCUGCAGUGGCUCCCGCCGCCGCAGACGUUUAACAAGUCCCACCCCUUCGUCUUCACCCAGUGCCAGGCCGUCCACGCGCGCUCCAUCUUCCCCUGCCAGGACACGCCGGCCGCGCGGGUCAGGUUCGCCGCGAGGCUCAACGUCCCGCGGGAGCUCUCCGCGGUCAUGGCGGCCAGGCGCGUGGGGCGGCGGGAGCCGGUUGAAGGAGAGUGCGGCGGCGCGUGUGAUGACGCGCUGUGGUGUGCGGAGGGGAGGGUGGUGGAGGAGUUUGUGAUGGAGCAGCCCGUGCCGCCCUAUUUGUUCGCGUUUGCAGUUGGGGAGCUCGGGUUUCGGGAGGUUGGUCCGAGGACGAAGGUGUACUCGGAGGAUGUCCCCGCGGUGUUGGACGCCGCGGCUAGGGAAUUCGCGAGGACGGAGGAGAUGAUUGAGGUCGGGGAGGCGUUGUUCGGGCCAUAUGAGUGGGAGAGGUUCGAUUUGUUGGUGCUGCCCCCGAGUUUUCCCUAUGGAGGAAUGGAGAAUCCGAGGCUAACGUUCUUGACCCCGACAUUGAUCAAGGGGGAUGCCACGGGGGCGCAGGUCGUAGCGCACGAGCUUGCUCAUAGCUGGACGGGCAAUUUGAUUACGAAUAAGAGCAAUGAUCAUGCCUGGUUGAAUGAGGGUUUCACAACCUAUGCCGAGCGGCGAAUAGUUGAGGUUGUGCAAGGAAAGGAAAGGGCCAUACUCAACAUUGGAAUUGGUUGGAGAGAACUUAUUGAGCAAAUGGAGAGGUUUAAGAACCAAAUGGAGUUCACAAAAUUGAAAACCAACCAGCUAGGGGUGGAUCCGGACGAUAUAUCUUCUCGCGUACCCUAUGAGAAGGGUUUCCAGUUUUUGUGGCGCAUUGAGAGAGAGAUUGGGAGGCCUGCAUUUGAUGAGUUUCUUCUAAAGUACAUUGCCAAGUUCAAGUUCCAGUCUAUCGACACCGACAUGUUUCUCGACUUCUUGAAAGCGAAUAUUCCCGGGAUUGAAGAUCAAAUUGAUCUAAAAGUAUGGACUGAGGGAACUGGCAUACCUCCAGAUGCAAUGGAGCCCGUUUCAGAAAUUUAUACGAAGAUCGUGUUGUUGGCCAACGAGUUUAAGUCGGGUAGGAUACCAAGUGAGGACGAAGUUGCGCAAUGGGGAGGACAGGAAUGGGAGCUUUACUUAGAAAAUUUGCCUAAAUCCGUCGAAGCUUCACAGCUAGUAGCGCUGGACAAGCGCUACAGGCUGGCGGAAUCAAGAGAUUACGAGGUCAAGGUUGCGUUUCUUCAGCGGGCCGUUGUGUCUAGGUGCACUAGUUACUAUAACGAGGUUGAGAAAACUCUGAAAGAAGUGGGACGGAUGAAGUAUCUCCGGCCGCUCUACACAGCACUGGUCCAGGGCGCGGGAAGGGACGGGGAGAAGAUGUUUGCAAGGAGGAUUUUCUCCGAGGCUUGCGCGGGCUAUCACCCUAUAGCUAAGGGUGUUGUUGAGGCCAUAUUUUCGCAGAAUUUUUAAGUUGGCCUCUAUGUCUAUCUGUAGCUGAAGAAUGUUUUCUAUUCUGGGAUUUGCUAUGUCUGGCAACUGCCUUUUCUGCACAUUGGUGUGUAAUGUAAUGUAAUUUAAUGUUCAAAUUGUUGUAUGUUUAUGAAAAAUCAUUGUCUUACUCUUA
Salvia hispanica is the source of this 2116-nucleotide messenger RNA. Its product is annotated as leucine aminopeptidase-like. Gene Ontology annotation, molecular function: metallopeptidase activity; zinc ion binding. Gene Ontology annotation, biological process: proteolysis. The record is from RefSeq and is a predicted model, not a curated record. Gene Ontology annotation, cellular component: cytosol. Lineage: Eukaryota; Viridiplantae; Streptophyta; Magnoliopsida; Lamiales; Lamiaceae.